AUGGAAGUCUAUUUAAAAGAACUAGUUGAUGUCAACAAAAAAACUAACGAUGAUAAUAAUGAAAUUUCUAUUGAAUUUCGAGAUGAAAUAUUUACAUAUGAUACAUACGAUAUGAAUAAUUAUACUGAAAUUGAACAACGUCAAAUAAUUGAACGAUUCUUUUUUAAAUAUAUUGAUUUAAUUGAUGAUUCUUCUAUAUUUAAUAUUAUACUUAAUCAUCUUUAUGCUGGAAAUUAUAGUAUUUUAUCAACUAAUAUAAAAUCGUAUUUAUUUGAAAGCCUAGAACUUUGUUCACCAAAACAAUUUCUUCCAUGGAUAUAUAAAACUCUUGAAAAUGAAGAAGAAAUGUUUGAAAUAAAUAUUCAAACAUUUACAACUUAUGUUGAUACAAAAAAAAAGCGUGGUUCAACAAAUGGUGAAAUACGUUAUACAAUACUAUGUGAAUCAUCAACAAAAUUACUUGAAUUAAUUUUAAGUAAAAUUUCACGGGAUCAAUUAACAUCAAAACAAGUAUGGUUAGCAGUAUUUCGUCUUAAACAACAAUUAUCAUUGACAAGUUUACAAAAAGAUAUAUUUAAUGAAUGGCUUGGAAUUGUUUAG
Molecule: messenger RNA, 600 nt
Organism: Adineta steineri
Lineage: Eukaryota; Metazoa; Rotifera; Eurotatoria; Adinetida; Adinetidae
Source: the annotation of a GenBank genome assembly